UAUACCGCGUAAAGAGAGAAUUAUUCUUAUUACUGAUACUAGUAUAUCCGUCGAAGAUUAAUUCUUCAAUUCUAUCUGAUAAUUAAAUUUCUCUGUUUCUUGUAUAAUUAGAAGGAAAAAGUUCAUUUUCCUUGGUUCGAAAGCGUCGAGAUGAAGUACGGGAAGAUUUUGAGUAAUCAGUUGGAAGAAACAUUGCCAGAUUGGGAAGAUAAAUAUUUAUCAUACAAGGAAUUGAAGAAAAGAUUGAAGUUAAUUAAUCAGAAAGUUAUUGAAAGAGCUAAUGAAAAACUUGGAGACGAUGAUUUUUCAAUUGUUAGUGAUGAAGCAGAUGACUUGAGUAGACAGGAAGAAAUGGAUUUCAUUAGGUUCUUAGAAGCUGAACUUGACAAGUUUAACUGGUUUUUCGAAGAUAAAGAACAAGAUUAUAUAAUCAGAUCCAAGGAGUUGCAGGAUAGAGUUGCAAAGACAAAGAACUCGUCAAAUGAUAAAGACUUGAUUAUGAAAGCAAGAAGGGAUGUACUCGAUUUUCACGGAGAAAUGGUUUUAUUAGAAUGUUACAGUGCCCUCAACUACACUGGUUUGGUAAAGAUACUGAAGAAAUACGACAAGCAAAGAGGUGCUUUUAUUCGUUUCUCAUUCAUCCAAAAGGUCUCGCAACAACCCUUUGUCACAACAGACUUGCUUAACGACCUCCUGAAAGAUUGUGAAAUGAUGCUCAACCACCUAUUCUCCAUGGCCGAGCCAUCAGUUACAAGCAAUGCAGUCCAUCAUGAGAACGCAAAUUUUGCUACUAGACCUGUUACAGCUGCCGGUGAGAAUGAAAGUCUUACCGAAGGAGGGGGAGAAGAACUCACCGAAACCGAAUACAUGGAGAGCUUGUACUUGAGGAGCACCUUAUCAGCAUUGAGAGCACUGAAGGAGAUACGAAGCGGAAGCAGAACCAGGAAUGUUUUCUCCAUGCCGCCUAUGAUGUGAAGAAUUGUCUGUUGGAAGAGAGUUGAAGAAAAUCUUAUGUUUUCCUAAUAGCAACAAAUUAAUCAACAAUCAAGUAGUGAGUAAUGUUUGUAAGGUACAGAAGAAAUACAUAUGGAACAUGGAAGAAACUUUUGCAAUUAGCCUUCCAUGGUCAAUAUGUUGUUUAUUCUGUGAUAAAUAACAUACUCGUAUAUCUUGUUUAAAGUUCAAUUCCCACUUCAUAGUUCUCCCUUUA
Papaver somniferum (opium poppy) is the source of this 1210-nucleotide messenger RNA. Its product is annotated as SPX domain-containing protein 2-like. The transcript is spliced from 3 exons. Bases 151 to 975 code for a protein of 274 amino acids. The record is from RefSeq and is a predicted model, not a curated record. Lineage: Eukaryota; Viridiplantae; Streptophyta; Magnoliopsida; Ranunculales; Papaveraceae. Gene Ontology annotation, biological process: cellular response to phosphate starvation.